Messenger RNA from Odocoileus virginianus texanus, 4857 nucleotides. The record is from RefSeq and is a predicted model, not a curated record. Lineage: Eukaryota; Metazoa; Chordata; Mammalia; Artiodactyla; Cervidae.
AUGGAAAAGGGCAAGGCAGGGACGAAGCUGAGCCUCCUGCAGAAGGGAGGGGCCUCUUCCCCCAGAAGUGCUGCCGUGUGGGGCAGAAAGGAGGCAACAGGAACGGUGCUUCUCCACAAGACUCACUCGGCUGUCCUCAGCAAGCAGAGACAUGACCACAGCGACCAAAGCCCAGGGCGCCCACACAGUGCUGUCCAGGGGAAGACACCCGCCCUUCGCAGAGCAGACCUGGGGGUCCACGGGCGGGGCGGGGUGAAGGUUCCUGCUAACACUGGGCCACUGGGAGGCUCCUCAACAGCAAUUUCUGCAUCUCUGAAGGGGAGCCCUGGCUGUACAGAAACACCCUGUGAUGAGCUGCUGGCAUCCGCGGAGGAAAACAGUGUGCUGGUGAAGUCCAUCAGGACUUCCACUUUACUAGGAAACCAGCUUCCACGAUUACAAAUUCAGACCUACGUCUCCAAGUUGGGACCCGAGCGGUCCAGUCGGAGCGGGGCGGGGACCAGGAGGCGGGCCGCACCUGGGGACACCCGAGGCGAGCGGACCGCGGGGCCCGCCGCUGCACCCGUCGCCGCGGGGCUCAGAGCCCAGGGCCGCGCCGCCGCCGCCGCGGGCCGGGUUCCCAGCGCCGCCCCAGCCAUGAAGAUGCAUUUCUGCAUCCCGGUGUCCCAGCAGCGGCCCGACGCGCUGGGGGGCCGCUACGUGGUGCGCCGGGGGGGUCGGGGUGAGACUGGGCAGGGACAAGGCGGGGGCGGGGGUUCACCUCACUCAGCUGAUUCGGACUCUGAUGUCUGUUUGCAGCUGUAUUCCGUGUACCUGGACGGCUUUCUGUUCUGCAAGGUGCGUUACAGCCAGCUGCAUCGUUGGAAUGAACAGCUGAAGCGGGUGUUUGGAAAUUGCCUGCCACCCUUUCCACCAAAGUACUAUCUUGCAAUGACCACAUCUAUGGCUGAUGAGAGAAGGGACCAGUUAGAACAAUAUUUGCAAAAUGUAACCGUGGACCCAAACAUGUUGAGAAGUGAUGUCUUCGUUGAUUUUUUAAAACUGGUGCAGCUGGACACAUUCAGCAUCACCACCAAGAAAGCAUCUCUGGAUAUAUUUCUGCCCGAUGGAAGGAACAUUAAAGUCGAAAUUCUAACAUCAGAUACUGCCGAAAGAGUCCUGGAGGCGGUGUCACACAACAUUGGACUGUGUCAGGAGCUGCUGGACUGCUUCGGCCUAUUUCUCAUUCAGUUUUGCAAAGAGGGCAGGCUGUCUGUCGUGAAAAAAUUGGCAGACUUUGAACUCCCAUAUGUUAGCCUUCGAAGUUCUGAAGUGGAAAACUGCAAGGUUGGACUCAGGAAGUGGUACCUGGACCCAUCCCUUGACGCCAGGCUGAUGGACUGCAGAGCAGCUGUAGAUCUGAUCUACAUGCAGGCAAUACAGGACAUUGAAAAAGAAUGGGCCAAACCCACGGAGGUGCAGAGGCAGAAAUUAGAGGCUCUCCAGAAAGAAGACAACCAAACAGAGUUUUUGGAGCUCGCCCGGGAGGUCUGGCACUAUGGAUAUGUACAGCUGGAACCCUGCACCUGUGACCACCCAGAACCGGGCUGCCAGGCCCUUCUUUCCGUCGGCAAUAAUGAGAUCAGCUGCUGCAUAACCCUGCCUGAUAACCAGACCCUGGACGUCAUUUUCCAGAUGGACAGAGUGAAGUGCUGGCAGGUCACUUUCCUUGGGACUCUGCUGGAUACGGAUGGGCCACAACAAACUCUCAGCCAGAACUUAGAGCUCAGAUUUCAGUACUGCGAGGAUAGUCACUGGCGGUGGUUUGUUAUUUACACCAAACAGGCUUUUUUGCUGAGUAGCUGCUUGAAAAAGAUGAUCUCAGAAAAGACAGUAAAGCAAGCUGCAGAGAACCCAGAAAUGCAGAUUGAAGUUCCAGAACAAGGCAAAAGUAAAAAAUACCACAUUCAACAAAACCAGAAAGACUAUUCUAGUUUUCAGCCAAGAAAAAGCAAGAUUAAGAUAGCUGAAGUUGACUGUGGUUUGGGGACCAUAAAGGAAGAAGAUCUUUGAAGACAAAGUCUAACUUUUUAAAAUGGUCUUAAAGGUGAUCUUGACCAUGAAAGGGCUUGGAAGUUGAAAGUGGGCUGCCUACCACCAAUGGAAGAAAUGUGAGUCUUCCCAUUUUUUUUCCUGGAUGGACCAUAUUCAUCAAGACUACUUCAGAACUCUCUUUAUCUCAAGAUUAAAAGAAAAUGCAAACCAAAGUUAUACAGUUUGUUUUUAAUGACUUAUAAAUGACAAAUGGUGAAUCUGAAACAAUUAGUACAAACCCCGUGCUUUUUUCUUCCCCUAAAAUAUAUAUUGACCUGGUUUCAUGAAGCCUUUUAUAUGUUCUGAUAUUGCAUGAAUGAAAGACCUAAUCUAAAACACUACAAAUGCACUUGGGGUUAAGAUCUGAAGACAUGACUCAUCAGCUGUGGCUCUAAGAAAUGGAAUCACUGAAAAAGAAAUCUGCACUUCACUGAUCCGUCCACAGCAUCAGAACAAGAAGGUGAUGAAACACCAAUUUGUUUUCUUAUAUAACUCUGAGCCUACCAAUAAGGAUGUACUCAAAGUAAUAGGCUCCCCUGUUCUCUGUUUCUCCACAGUUGUAGUUGCAUUCUGUCUUUAGUAUACUGAGUUCAGUUCAACAGUCAUGACGCUAUUUUGGAUAUUUUUAUUUUGGAAACCAAGGGGACCCUUCACUCAAUAUCAAAUAUCUUAGCUUUAAAACUAUGUAUACUUUUUCACUAGACUUUUCCUUAUCCAGUUUCAGUUCAUCAUGAUAACUAAUAGAAUUAUACACAGAAUUAAUAUUGCAAUAAGGGAGAGGGACAGAGGAAUCAAUGUAAUCAGAUAAAGUGUGAUAUUCUAAUGUUCUUUUCUAACUGUGUUGUGUAACCAGUUAUAUAAUAAAUAUGAAUAUAUUCUAGUGAGUGUAGAAUUUAUUGGUGAAAGAAUUCUGUAAAUGAUUUUUUUGAAGUGUAGAAUCUAUUAAAGCCUAUUAUAUUUAUAAAGUGUCUCUAACCAUAACUCCUAGAGUCAUGAAGUUUCAUUUUUACAUUUUAGGCAAUAGUGAGACAUUUUUGCAAGGUGGAAUCAUCCCAGAUCACCCCUGGUGAGUGUAUUAAUGGGCUAAGAUACAUUUUCCAAUUAAAAUAGAAGCUUAUUCUCUAUUUUGCCAAUUUAAGAAUAGUCAAGUCUAUUUCUUUUUAAUAGCAAAUGCCUACACCGUGUAAGGAUUUAUUGAAGACCUUAGAAAUGCAAAGAGAAUUUGCAUUUGGGGUGAGAAAAUGCAUAUAUUAGAUGGAACCAUACUUAACUGCUGUGUUGUAAGUCAAAAAUAGUUGAAUAUUAAACCUUUAACGUGUUACAACUUGAUACACAGUUGCAAAUAACCCAAGACAGCAUGGGAGUAGGUGUCCAAUGUGUAGUGUGGUCCUGUGUGUCAUAGGAAGUUGUGGGGGGUGGUCAAGAAGGCCUCAGGUGAAGAGGGACUUUGAAGAAAGAGUAGAGUCAAGCAGAGGCAGAGAUAGGGGCACACAUGUAGAAAGAAAGGAUCAACUCUGGUGGGAGAGCAAGUGCAGUGUCCAGGGAAGGAUAAGCAAACCUGCUCUGGGCUAGCAAAGUCUGAGGUUAGGGGAGUGAUUAGGAGAUAAGAGGGACCAGCACCUAUGCCUACAGGACUGCAGUAUCCCUGUAUUAUAAGUAGAGCAGUUUACCCCUGUUUGAUGAUGGCAAAAACAGAAGCAUUGAAUUUAAUAGUUUUUUCCCCCAAGACAUUGAGAUCACCAUCAAUAUCAAAAUAGGAGAAGAAAAAUACAAGUGAUGAAGUGCAUUCCACAGUACAUACUGUGAAGAAUAAAUGAACUGAGGCAGUGGGAAACAAAAUUCCUCAGCAGUUAUGCAAGAGAAGAAGGGGCUAUUAAUUAAUUAGCCCCUGUGGGGGUUACUGGGCCUACCUGUAUCUGGAAGGAAUAGGGGGAUUGAAUCACUUCUGGAUCAAAGCUACUUCAUUAUUGGGUAAAAAGCCUGACUUCCAACUGCCAGAGUGACCUUCCCAGCGGCAGGCUCCGAGAGAAGAUGGCCAGUGAGACCCCAUCACUGCUCAGGUGAGGUCUUCACUCUCCAGGUGUGAUGCUGGGGCGGGACCUUCCCAACAGCAGGGCCAUCCACCCAGCAAGAAGACGUCCUCAGGGGCGUGAGUUAUGCAGGUAGGCGACUGCUGAAUUCCUUCGAGUAACUCCUAAGAGGUGUGGUGCGGCUUUGGAAAUCAGCGUAUGCUUCAAUCUGUGGAUUUACUCCUCAUACAUUUACAGUCGUCAGCAUCACUUCUCUCCAUGUCGAGACGUACGUAUAUGUUUCCACCCCUAUUCGGACUCCUAAAAUAACUGGCACUUUGCCCACAGGCAGACACUUGAGUCUGAAAAUUUCACAAAAAUAAUUAUGGGGAGAAAGGUCAGAGCUGAUUCAAUGGUGGUUGGGCCCUGAAAUCUGAGCCCCUUUGGGACCCACGGAGGGAAGCACAUGUGGGCUUUGUCUGAAGAGCUGAUGGACUCGCCAAAGCCACUGGUGAGCGUCCGGCUUGCACACAUCCCCAUGUGGACAAUUGGGAAGCAAAUUUUGUGUGAAAUAUGUACAUUAGAAAUUACCUUAAGCUCCCCCUCAGGGUGAAUUUAAGAAGAGCUAAGGGAUCUUAAUUUGUGGAAAACUAAAUAGGUUACUAAGCCUCAGUGGGGAAAUAAUGGCCAAAAUAAUCCUAAAACACAGAACGAAAGCAAACCACGCCGUGGCGGCAGCGACUUCUCCGGAUGCCUUCUGGUCAUCUCUCCUCCU